AUGUUUGAUCCCAGUGUUCAUGUGAAGUAUUUCAUUCGAUGUCUUGGGCUGCUUCCCUCCAGGUACGAGUCGGAAGAUUCUAAUAGGCUGGCACUGACGUAUUUCUGUAUCUGUGCUUUAGACUUGCUGAAUGCUUUGAAUCAGCUGCCUGAAAAGGAAACUAUCAUUGAUUGGAUUUACACUCAAUUAGUGGAAGAAAGCGAUCAUUGUGGAUUCCGCGGCUCCGACAUAUAUAGAGACUGUGGAAGCUAUGAUGUUGCCAAUCUUGCAGCUACCGGGUUCGCGUUGCAGAUACUGGUGAGUUUAGGAGACGACCUCGAACGACUGGACAAAGAUAAGGUUUCGCGGUUUGUUGAUCUGUGUCAACGCCCAAACGGAUCUUUCAGCCCUAUUGUUGGUUUCGGUGAAGACGAUUUACGUUAUUGCAUGCUGGCCAUGAUGAUUAAACGUCUUCUACGGGUCGAUCCCACCGACUCUUCAAAACUGAUUGAAUACAUCCACUCUACUUUGGCUUUUGAUGGCGGGCUAUCGAUGAACGAAGGAGCAGAAUCCCAUGCUGGUCUCACGUAUUGUGGCCUGAGCGCAUUGAAACUUGCUGGAAAGCUCGAGCCUCGUGACUGGGUGUCGACAAUUGAUUUUCUGGUGCAUAGACAGGUUCAAUUUAACAUUCACAAUGAGCCGGAACUCCAAAAUGACUACGCCGACCCGGACGAUUUUGGUGGCUUCAAUGGAAGAGAAAACAAAUAUGCCGAUACAUGUUAUGCCUUCUGGUGUGUUGCCGCACUUGAGCUGUUGAAUGAGUCGAAGUUGGUUGAUAGAGAUGCAAUGAUCCGGUUCCUAUUAUCGCAAACUCUCUCAAGAAUCACCGGCGGAUUUACAAAAACAAAUAGUCCAGAUGAAAUUCCGGACCCAUUUCACUCCUUUCUCGGAAUUGCUGUACUGGGUAUCGUGAAUCAGGAGAAGACUAUAGCAAAUGUCGAUGUUGCGGUUGUUUUACGUAAAAACAGACUAUAA
Ogataea philodendri is the source of this 1014-nucleotide messenger RNA. RefSeq lists its product as uncharacterized. Gene Ontology annotation, biological process: protein geranylgeranylation. Gene Ontology annotation, cellular component: CAAX-protein geranylgeranyltransferase complex. Lineage: Eukaryota; Fungi; Ascomycota; Pichiomycetes; Pichiales; Pichiaceae. The record is from RefSeq and is a predicted model, not a curated record. Gene Ontology annotation, molecular function: CAAX-protein geranylgeranyltransferase activity. The transcript has a single exon. Bases 1 to 1014 code for a protein of 337 amino acids.